AUGGCGAUUCCUUGCUUGUUUAAGGGCGGCAGCAAGUGGAAAUCGUUUCCUCGGUCUCCUUCCCCGACCUCUUUCCCCCCGCGCACGCCGCCCCGACUCCUUCCCCUUGCGCCGCCGCCCACUUCCUCCGCCGCCCCCUCCUCCACUUCUCCGCCGCCCCCUCCUCCACUUCCUCCGCCGGCCCCCUCCUCCGCUGCCCCCUCCUCCGUCGACCCCCUCCAGAGCCGGCACAGAGUGCGCCGCCCGUGCACAGAGUGCGCCGCCCGUGCCGCUCCUCCGCGCGAGCAGCUUCUCGCCGGCGACCACACGCCACGCGAGGCUGUAGACAGAUCUGAGGGAAGGGAAGCACAAGGACGGGAGGAGGAGGAGCUCGGCAGCUAUCCAUUUUACUCACUGGAAGAUCGACGUGCACCACCAAUACUCCUGCCUUGCUAUUGGUUAAGGCGUUGCUGGGCGGCUUCAAGAAGGGUGCAAGGAACUGAUAUGCUGAGGCACUGAUACAUUGUAAGUUCAAAGAUUAGCGAGUGGAU
This is a messenger RNA of Setaria italica (foxtail millet), 530 nucleotides long. RefSeq names its product proline-rich receptor-like protein kinase PERK9. The record is from RefSeq and is a predicted model, not a curated record. The transcript has 4 exons. NCBI's taxonomy places the organism in Eukaryota, Viridiplantae, Streptophyta, Magnoliopsida, Poales, Poaceae. Bases 1 to 498 code for a protein of 165 amino acids.